AUGGAAGCUCCCGAUGUUGCGUGUACUCGCCAGCUUCAUCGUGAUGGUGUGCACUCCCAUCACAACAAAGACGAAGAUACUGAAGUUCACAGCGGGAAUGUCGAAUUGCACGAUAAUUCAUCAAAUACAGCCAGCAAUGCUGAGGAAAGCUUUCUUUUAGAUCCCCAACUGAGAGGCUUGGUUUUAAAGUUUUUCUCAAUCAUCGCAGUGGUGCAGAUUUUUAUUUUUGCUUUCACAUCUUGGCAUAUCAUACAAUCUUCUUUGAUUGACCCAGCGCACUUAUCUACAAACCCCGAAUUUAUUUAUGAACAACUAAAAAAGGCCGAAAAACCGGUUAGUCAUUUGGUACCAGCUAGGGGAUUCAACACGCUAGAUUUGGUGGCCAUUUAUGUGUCUUCUUCUGCUUCGCCGUCCAUUUCCUACAGUGUCUUUUCAAAGCAAUUGUCCGAGUUUGUUGAAAGCAAGCGACCCAUUCUCUCCCAUAUUUGGGGAGACAAUUUCCAAGUUUACACUCUGUGCUUGAAUUGGACCAACAGGCCAGCACUUAUCAACGAGCUCAUUCCACUGAUUGUCGAAAAAACCGGGAGGACACACAGCACCUCCGAUACGUUGCACUAUGUGUUUGUUGAUGAUGCCCAUUUCAAACCUUCUACUAAGGUUGUCGAUGGGUUUGGAAUCAUCGACUAUCACAGCCAAAGUUCGGGCAUUUCUGAUUUUGUGCCGUCUUUUCUUGUUAAAUCGCUUUUUCAGGUGGCUAUUGGUAGGACAUUGGAACAUCAUAGGCUUUCCGCCGCUGCACAUGAACAGAUCCAUUCCAAACUGUCCGAUGAUAUGGAGCUAGCCGACUACUGCCAAUUAUUGAUUGACACAAAAGAGCUAGCACAGAAGGAGCUGCUGAAUGAUCGACCACAGCCGGAUUUGAUGUAUCUUUCCAUAUACUUGCCCAUAUUGUCGUCUGUGGUUCUUCCAGUCCCAAUGUUUAUAAUCCGUCGCCUCAAGGCCAGACGGGCAUGCAAGCAAUAA
Messenger RNA from Mitosporidium daphniae, 1023 nucleotides. RefSeq lists its product as uncharacterized. The transcript has 3 exons. The record is from RefSeq and is a predicted model, not a curated record. The coding region runs from base 1 to 1023 and encodes 340 amino acids. Lineage: Eukaryota; Fungi; Microsporidia.